Wasmannia auropunctata (little fire ant) is the source of this 5141-nucleotide messenger RNA. RefSeq lists its product as uncharacterized. The transcript is spliced from 9 exons. Gene Ontology annotation, molecular function: protein binding. The record is from RefSeq and is a predicted model, not a curated record. NCBI's taxonomy places the organism in Eukaryota, Metazoa, Arthropoda, Insecta, Hymenoptera, Formicidae. The coding region runs from base 555 to 3743 and encodes 1062 amino acids. Gene Ontology annotation, cellular component: mRNA cleavage and polyadenylation specificity factor complex.
GCCCAAGAGAGAGUAAUGGCGUCCGCAUCGAGCGCACGGUGUUCUCGCGGUUUGUCUGUUACGCCAGGAAUUGAACGUUGAAGUGAUUGGCUCGGCCUCAUCUCUCGUCGUUUUCAUCGAGAGCACUCUCCGUAGUCUAAGCUCGACCGUGUUUAUCUGCAAACGAAGCUUGCAAAUAUCUCGACACAAAACGAUAACGAGGAUCCGUGAAAGCGUGGCGGCUGAACUGCUGGUGGUUGUGUAUGUUCUUCUGCACGUCAUCAAUGGAAAGAACACGACUUUAAGUUUCGAAACGUUUCUUGACUCGAUGCGGUAAUUCCGAUUGUCGAUUCCACCUGAUCGAUGAUGAACUGAGAAUUUUUGGAAUCGCACGUUUCAUCCUACACCGUUGUACCUGUCCUGUGCUACAUGGAGUAACGUGACGUGGUCCUUUACCAGAAUGGAUUCGACUGAUCAUAGGGCUGUUACUGUCAUGAAAUAUAUCUGACCCUUGUUGUCCAUUUAAGUUGGACAACGUUUAAUUCAAAUUAAUUAUCUAUUUAUAUUCUCUUAUAAUGUCUGCAAAUACUCAAUUUGCGAAUCCGCCGCCAGCUGUAAGCUUACCUAACAUGUCUGUGCCACCACCCACGACUCCAAAUUUGUCGGCACCACCACCAAAUUUAACCACUAUAAACACCUCGGGAAGUUAUCAGCAUCGAUAUGCAAACCAUAGAGAGAGCAAUCGCGGUUUCUUCAAACCAUUUAGACCUUAUCACGCUCCAAAAAUUGUCGCUGGAGGACAGGAUACUCUGCAAGAUGAAUUUGAUGGCAAGAGGCUUAGGAAAUCCGUUAUGCGAAAGACUGUCGAUUAUAACUCCGCCAUCAUUAAAAGCUUAGAAAAUCGAGUAUGGCAGCGGGACUAUAGGGAUCGUCGCGCACUUCAGCCAGAUGUAAUAUAUUAUCCCGAUUUACUCCCUCCACCAAGUUAUAUUGACAAUCCAAUAAAUGCAGUUACCACGAGGUUCGUAAAAACGGCUACCAAUAAAAUGCGUUGUCCGAUUUUUUGUAUGGCUUGGACACCCGAAGGUAGGCGUCUCGUCACUGGCGCUUCGAGUGGAGAAUUCACUUUGUGGAAUGGCCUUACUUUCAAUUUCGAAACUAUUCUGCAGGCACAUGACAGCCCGGUCAGGACAAUGGUGUGGUCACACAAUGAAAGCUGGAUGGUAACAGGGGACCACGCGGGCUACGUAAAAUAUUGGCAGAGCAACAUGAACAAUGUGAAGAUGUUUCAAGCGCACAAAGAAGCGAUUAGAGGACUCAGUUUCAGUCCAACGGAUCACAAGUUGGCAACUUGCAGUGACGACGGAACUGUUAGAAUUUGGGACUUUCUUCGCUGUCACGAGGAACGAAUUCUCAGGGGUCAUGGCGCGGAUGUCAAGUGCGUGCAUUGGCAUCCACAAAAGAGUCUAGUCAUUUCUGGUAGUAAAGACAAUCAGCAACCAGUGAAACUUUGGGAUCCGAAGACUGGACAAUCUCUGGCAACUCUGCAUGCACAUAAGUCGACCGUGAUGGAUGUCAAGUGGAAUGAAAACGGUAAUUGGUUGGUAACCGCAUCAAGAGAUCAUCUCUUAAAACUUUUCGACCUCAGGAAUCUUAGUCAAGAAGUUCAGACUUUCCGUGGCCAUAAAAAGGAGGCGUCUAGCGUCGCGUGGCAUCCAAGCCACGAAGGUCUCUUUUGUAGUGGUGGUAGCGACGGCGCCAUACUCUUCUGGCAUGUUGGAGCGGAUAAGGAAGUGGGAGCGAUAGAACAAGCGCACGAUAGCAUAGUUUGGACAUUAGCUUGGCAUCCAUUGGGACAUAUCUUGUGUUCUGGUAGCAAUGAUCACACCUCUAAGUUUUGGACGCGUAACAGACCGGGAGAUCUGAUGAGAGACAAGUACAAUCUCAAUACAUUACCGGCAGGUUCGGCCGGUAUUGAUGAUCACGAAAUUGCUGAUGAAGCAGCGGUAAUACCUGGUAUGGGACCAGAGGAUAGAAUCAACGCAGAUUGUGAAUCCGAGGAUAAAAACGGCGGAAUCCCGGGCCUGGAUUUAGAUCAUGCAGUGGAUGAGGGCAAGAAAUUCGCCAACAAGAAAGUUCCAUACAGUAAACCAAUACCGCGAAAUUUCCAAGCACAGUGGAACGAAAUGGAAGCCGAGGAUAUUGAGCAAGUCGAAGCACUUAAUGCGUUCGUCAAUCAAUUAAUAGAGACAACGCCAGGUGCCGUGCCACUAAAUGAAGUUACGCCCAACGCCAUUAUAUUAUACGGGAAAAUGAUUCCAGUGGAAGCUGGCACCAAACUGGCAGAGGCAAUCAGUAAAGGAACUGAUGCUAUAAACAAAUUAGUAUUCUCUGGUGAAAUAGAAGAAUUACGGGAUGUGGUAGGUCCACCGGACAACGUAGACGAGGCCGAAGAGUUUUUGCAGGACGACGGCGAGAUUGAUUAUUCUAAAGUGCCCGACAUAGAUUUACCGCCACCUUUGCCUAGCUCGAAAUUCGCACAGAAUCCGGAGCUGUUGAAAACGCUGAAUCGCGGCGGUAAGCGCAAGUUCGAUCAGCUGAUCGGCUGGAGCGAUGGUGGAGCAAGCGAUCGUAUCUCGAAAAUGCACCAACCGGUCUUCGGUGGCGUGAUUACGGAGGACUCGCAGUCCAGCGACACUGAUUUGAGAUUCGGCAUUGGCAAGUCGAAUCCUCUCGCGGAGAGCAAUUCCUUCCACAGCGGUCAGGAUGAAGAUCAUAGAAGAGGCGGUUUUCAUCUUGAUCUAACGAGAAGUGGCAAUCGCGGCGAUGAGGAUCUCAGGUUCAACAUAUCCGCCGGUCCUGGCAGACCCGGUUCACGCAACGAGUACGAUUUGCGUGGCAACAAUUUCGCGGACAAGGAUUUUCGCAACAUCAGCAAUUUCCUGUCGUCCAAGUCUUUGGACGAUGAUGACGACGACGAUGAUGAUUACGACGAACGGGAACAUGAUAAUGCUGGCGGUCGUUGGGACGACGAGAAGGCCGAUGGAUCGCGCAGCAAACUGCUGGACAGCGCAUUCGCCGGCAACAGUUUCGAUAAACGCGACAACGGCAUAGCAAUGGGCAUGGGUAACAGUAUGCAUGGUCAUAUGGCUGGCAUGCCCCAUCUGCCAAAUCAUCAUAAUAUGCAAAACAUUAAUCCCAACAUGCCACCACCGAUACCGAGCCUAGUGCCGCAUCCCAACAUGCCACAGCAUCCUGGCAUGCAGGGUAAACCGCCGCAUCCUGGUAUGCCCGGUAUAGACGGCCCGAUGCCACCACAUAUGAUGCCGCAUCAUCCAAACAUGCAUCCGGGCUUUGGGCCCAAUGGGCCGCCGCCCGGUGGUUUCGGGCCCAAUUUUCGACCGCCGCCCAAUGGUAAUUUCGGCCCGAAUCACUUUAGACCGAGUCCGAUGUUGCCAUUCGGACCGAAUCAGGGCCCGCCGCCAUUCGGCAAUAGUUUUCAAGGACCGCCCAACUUCCGCGGUCCAAACGUCGCCCCGAUGAACUUUGAUCGACCAGGUUUCGGACCCAAUUUCCGUGGCCAAAAUCCACAAGGUCAAUUGAACAAUUUUAAUUCCAACUUUGGCAACUUUGGCAAAAACGGACCCAAUCGCGGCAUGAGUCGUGGCGGUAACGACAGUAUGGGCAGGAGCGGCUUUAGUAAUCGCGGCAGAGGACGUGAUAACGAUCAAUCGAGGGGAGGAAGGGGAAGAGACAAUUAUUGAAAAGAUUUCUCAGAACAAUGAUGUGCGUGAUUAUCGACAAUGUUCUUAUGCCUCGGUCUUGCAUGAACUGUUCAGUGGAACUUGGGCUGUAUGAGAUAAUGUGCCGGCGUCCUCGAAUAAUCGAUCGUAAACUCUCUUACAUGAGGCAUGAAAAUACCUUGUAUUCAUGCGAUAUAUAUAUCGUGAAAAAAUAUGAAUAUAUUUUCUCUUUUUUUUUUUACGAUUCGCCUAAUGAGCUAAAGAUCGGGCACUCUAGAUUUACACGGGUCGAUUGUAAAGAGGGUAAUUAAUUAAACUUUCUUUAAGAGAGAAAGAAUUAAGAACGAAUCGCUAAUUCAGAUUUGGAUUUAUUCUGGAUUGAGUUGACUUGUGGUGCAGUAUGCCAACAGUUUUUUUUUUUUUGAGAUAGACAAAAUUGUAAUAUAAUGUAUUAGGGAUCGACAACACGAAUAUUAUUCCGAUAGAAACUGUUCACAAGCUGCCUUGCGAGGAAAUUCUUGUUCCAUAUGUGUCGACAAAUGCGCGUUAAUUACGUCGGAUGACGCAUAAUCUCGGAAGAGAUUAAGCAUGAAUGUAUGGAUUGACUUUGUGUCCGCUGUUUGUCGUCCGAAGGAUGUGAGAGUGCCGCGGAACAGUCUAUCUAUUAUUAAUAAAACGGAAUAACAUAAAACAUCCUUCGUUUCUGCCCUAUUUUCGCAUGUAUAAUACUAUACAUUAAACGCAAUAACGAACUCAAUUGGGAUAACCAUGACAUAAAGGAAAAAAAAGCAUUUUUCAACGGUUUAAAAAGGUUUACAAGUUUUUAAAUAGCAAGUAAAUGAAUUUUUGGAGCAAAAGCAUUGUCAGCAAAAAUUGUAAAUUUUAUAUUUAUAAAUUUAUUAUAAAGUUGCCGAUUUACAGCUUAUAUAUUGUGAUAUUAUUCCUUGCUAUUAAUUUGAAAGCUUGUAAUAUUUCUCUUAGUACAUUUUAUACAUAUCUGUUGGAUUAUAAAUUAUAAUUUAACAAUUAUGUAACAAUUACAUUUAUUGUUGAAAACUAUUCUAAUGUCACAAUUAUCCCGAUUGAAUUUAUAUCGAUUUUCUCUGAUCUUGUAAAAUACGCAAAUGUAAUAAUAAUAUUAAUAAUUCAGCGAGUAUAUCGAAUCAUAAUGAAAUAAAAAAAAAAAAACUGACAAUGAAAGAAAACGGAUUGCAUCAGAAAUCGAAACUAUAAUGAUUCACCGAAUUUAAGAGUUUCAUACUACAAAUAGGUUCAUGUUUUUAUAGUUGCACAUAAAAAGUUAGGAAACAUUUUGCCGUAUAUCAAUUUUAUAUAUACUGACUACCUAAUUUGAUUUGUUUCGAUCUCUGAUUCUCUGAAUUAGAUGGUUCUCGUUAGGGACGUGAUAAAAUGUAACAU